UGGUCUAACAGUUAUCAGCUUAGUUAUUGAAAUUCAUGCAUUAGAGUUGUUGACCUUGAUUUUUGUUGGGUUUGUUGGGCCUUUAAAGGGAGGCACAGUAACUCAAUGGGGAAGAUUCUGGCUCGCUAACCAGAUGGUUGUGGAUUUGAUCAUUGUGGUUUCCCUAUGUCAGUUGUGCAGGAAGGAGGGAACAGCAUUUCAUCACUCCACUGUCUGGUCACAAUUUCACUCUUAGCACACUCAUUUACUUCAUCAGCCCCGUUCACCAGUUGGUCCAGAAUUAUAGGACUUAAAUGUCAUUUCGUUUGAAGGUACAAUUUGAUUUUCUGAUCAAAACAUACACCUCGAGGGAGUUAAAAGCCCGCUUAUUUGGAAGGCCACUACAAUCACUGACAGGGAUGACAUCAGUAUUAUUUAACUGAGAAUCAGAGUCAUUUGGUUGGAGGUUAAAGGUUAGGAUAAAAACCUUACAAGAUAACAGAAUUAAAUAAGUUGAACAGAUUCAAGUACGACACACAUAAAGAAUACACGCGUUUAUGAAGGUAAAAUUUGUUAUAGACUGUGAGCAGAGUUUCAAACAAACUAUUUUGAGAAGUAGUCCAGCAAACUAAUUAGUAGAUAUGGCAGCUAAAGUAGAAGUGGUAGUGAAGAAUGUAGCUGAGACUGUGGGAGAAGGACCUCAUUGGGAUGAUAAAACACAAAGUCUCCUUUAUGUAGAUAUUAUGUCUAAUGAUGUCUACAAAUGGAAGCCAGAAACUAAGGAGAACUCUAAAAUUCAUUUAGAUGAUUUUGUGUCAUUGGUUGUACCGACUGAGAAGAAUGACUAUAUUAUCUCCCUUGGUAAAAGCUUGGCACGUUUAGACUGGAAUACCCAGAAAGUGACCGUUUUAAAAGAAUUUGAUAGUACUAUUGCGACAAGAUUUAAUGAUGGAAAAUGCGAUGCUUCAGGAAGAUUAUAUGCAGGUACCAUGAGUUUAGAAUCAGCUCCAUGUGUAUUAGAGCAUGAAUGUGGUUCAUUAUAUAGUUAUGGCGUUGAUGGAACCAUCCAGACCCAUGAAACAAAAGUCACGAUAUCUAAUGGUUUAGCAUGGACUCAAGAUAAUAAAACAAUGUAUUACAUAGAUUCUACUCCAAGAAAAGUUUAUGUUUAUGACUUUGACCUGGCAUCCGGAAAAAUGUCAAAUAGGAGAACAUUAAUCAAUUUUCCUGAUUAUGAACCAGGGGAGAUAAUGGGUUUACCUGACGGUAUGACAAUUGAUACACAAGAUAAAAUAUGGGUAGCAUGUUACAGUGCUGGUAGAGUUGUGCGCUUUGAUCCAGAGACUGCAAAAAUAUUACAGGUUGUCAAAAUUGAUGCCGUAAAAACCACAUCAUGUUGCUUUGGAGGAAAGAAUUUGGACGAACUUUAUGUCACCAGUGCGAAAGCAGGCUAUACCGAAGAAGAAUUUCGAACCAAAGACCCUCUAGCAGGAUCUAUAUUUAAAGUAUCUGGUUUAGGCGUUAAAGGUUAUCCAGCCUACCCUUUCCGUGGAUAAAUUAUUAAACAAACUGUUUUAAAGAUUUUAAAGGGUAAUAUAUAUAACAUGGGGUAGAGCAGGGAUCUACCAUAUUUGAGAUAAUAUAUUUACAUACCUAUAUUUCUCAAUGGUGUGGGUAACGAAAAAGAUCCAGAAUUUUGCUCAUUUAAAAUGAAUGUAUUAUAUUGCAUAUGAAAUUAUAUAGUCAUGAUUCUUAACCACAUGCAAGCUUGUUUCAAUACACAAAUAUAAACUACCUGCUGUAUAUAGAAGUACUAUAUUAGACAUUUUUCUGUUGAUUUUAGGCACUAGUUACUGAUGGUUUCUGUAUUUCAUGACAAACUAUUUCUUAGUGCUUAGGGCUAUUCCUACAUUUCAUUUUACAAAGUAUUUCUUAGUGUUUAUAGCUAUUUCUGUAUUUCAUGUCACAAACUAUUUCAUAAUAUUUACAGCUAUGUCACAAACUAUUUUAUAAUAUUUAGAGCUAUUCCUGUAUUUCAUGACAAACUAUUUUAUAAUGUUUACAGCUAUUCCUGUAUUUCAUGUCACAAACUAUUUCAUGGUGUCUACAGAUAUACAUGGACAUCAUGACACAGAAUUUUUUUAUUAUAGUGGUUACAGUUAUUUCUGUAUUUUAUGACACAAACAAGCGUCUUUUAUGAUUAUGAUACAGAUCUAAAUUUCAUUUCAUUUCUUUUAUACUUUCGAUAACCUAACUGGUUUAUAGUGGAAGGUAACAUCAGGGGUCAUAUAGGUGAAUUUUGAAUGAAUGAUGUAGAUAUUUCUAACCCCUCAAUAGUUGACAUUGUGCACAGCUCUGCCAAAAACCUUGAUUAAAAAGACUAUUUUAUUGGCUUAUCUGCUUUAGUGUAAUGUAAUGUAGACAAAAAAAAAGGGAUAAAAACAAAGUUGUACUUAAAAAACGAAACAGGAUCUGUGUUCUAAUUUGACUUACCAAUUUGUUAUAUAAUUUGUCUGUUGAUCAAAUUUUUGGAUUGAUUAUUUGUUUACCUUAUCUGUGAUGAGAAUCAUCUUUUUGUGUUCAUUUAUAUCCUAAUUAGAAACACCUGUGAUAAGAGCUGUAAGAAAGAAAAUUGAUAUAUAUAUAUAUAUAUUGCAAUACUGAUUUUCAUCAAUACGAAAUUUGACGAAUCUAUAUAUUUGCUAUACUUUCAAAUACACUAUUUGAAUUUUAAAAAUAAUUUAUUGUUUGGAAACCACUUUUAAUUAUUUAUUAAAAUUUAUGUAAACAGUGGUAAAAUAAAAGGAUUUUUGUACAAUAUUGAUAAGACAUUUAUUUUCUGUAUAUUUAAUUUUAAUGCAGCAUUUGUAUUAAAAGAAGUAUAUUAAUAGUUUUUGCCCUGGUAGCAGUUAUCUUGUGUGGCGAGGCUACUUACCUUUGCUCAAUUUUGCCAACUUUGUAAGUGGCCUACUGGUUAGGAUUAACUUGUGCUUGUCUUAUUGCCAAUGUGUGGAAUAUAAAUUAUAAGCUAAGUUGUUUAAUUAUGUUUUAUUUGUAAUAUUAAUUUAAUGGUAGGUACCACAAUUGCAUGGCUAUAAUUUGUUAUAAAUCCAUUUGUAUUCAAUAUUUUUAUAUACAUGUUUUUAAUGUGUGCCUUAUUGGCUAGGUGACUAAAACAAUAAAAUGGCUAUUAAA
Messenger RNA from Patella vulgata (common limpet), 3174 nucleotides. RefSeq names its product regucalcin. The transcript is spliced from 7 exons. Gene Ontology annotation, biological process: L-ascorbic acid biosynthetic process. Bases 621 to 1535 code for a protein of 304 amino acids. The record is from RefSeq and is a predicted model, not a curated record. Lineage: Eukaryota; Metazoa; Mollusca; Gastropoda; Patellidae. Gene Ontology annotation, molecular function: gluconolactonase activity; enzyme regulator activity; calcium ion binding.